AUGGAGAGUAGCGAUCAAUCGAAUAAGAAACGGUUAGAAGUCGUGGAUUCUGGGUCAUUAGACGAAACAUGUAAGACAUUUGUGUUUCAUAAUGAGGACCACACUUUGGGAAAUUCUCUGAGGUAUAUGAUCAUGAAGAACCCCGGUGUUCAAUUCUGUGGCUACAGUGUUCCUCAUCCGUCAGAAAACAAAAUUAACUUCAGAAUUCAAACUCACGGCGACGAAAGUACGGAGGUGUUGAAGAAAGGACUAAAGGAUCUCAACAGUGUUUGUGAGCACGUGCUGGAGACCUUUCAAUCUAGUGUUCAGGAAUAUAAACGACGCAAUUUCUCAUCAGAUGUUGAAAUGGCUGAUGCUUGA
Molecule: messenger RNA, 360 nt
Organism: Ostrea edulis (European flat oyster)
Lineage: Eukaryota; Metazoa; Mollusca; Bivalvia; Ostreida; Ostreidae
Product: DNA-directed RNA polymerases I and III subunit RPAC2-like
Exons: 1
Coding region: 1-360 (119 amino acids)
Biological process (GO): DNA-templated transcription
Cellular component (GO): RNA polymerase I complex; RNA polymerase III complex
Molecular function (GO): protein dimerization activity; DNA binding; DNA-directed RNA polymerase activity
Source: RefSeq, a predicted model, not a curated record